GGUAAACAUGAAGAAACAUGCAAGAAGGAAAUGUUCUGCGUUCAUGAGGGCGGUAUUUAUCUGAAGCAAACCCCGUCGUCGCUGCACACGUGUUUGUUGUUUUGACAUGUUUUGUUUGGUGAAUCAAGAUGUCUGGUGCAGCAAUUUCAGUGUUUUGCCGAUGUCUGAUCAGAGUGGUCACUUCAAGUCACAUGAAGCCUUCAUCAAAACUCUGGAACUACCAGCGGAGAAAUUUAAUGCAUAUACACUUUGUGCUUCCAAGCAGAGCAUGUUCUAUUUCUUCAUCUUGUGAUGUAAACGAUAAAACAAUACCGCUUGAUAGGUCGAACUUAAUUGAGCCAAACAGCAACAGAGGGGAUGAAAGCAAUGUUUUAGAAUCCAAGAUAGAGGGAACUGUUUUAAUAGAAGAGCAUAGUGAUUCAGAUACCACACAAUUAUUAGUAGCCACAGACAAGAUGGGUAUUCAACCAUUUGAGGAUGAUACGAAUGUUGAUAUUCUUGCUGAGUCUGGAACACCUAGAAUUCUAGAGUCAUAUACCAAACCAGCUCUCCCUUCACAAUCAUUAACAUUGCAGUCAUUCAUACAGCAGUCGCCAACCUUACAAAAAUUGUUAGAACUUGGAGUUGACCUCCACAAAGUGCAGAAAAGACAGGGUGCAGCAGAAAUGAUUCUGAAGAUGGACUUUGAUGUUGAUGUUAAAGAUAAGAUAGCAUUGCUUCAUCAUCUUGGUGUAACCAGUGAUCAUUUAGGAACUUUCCUCACAAAAAAUCCACAUAUUUUAGGCGAAGACUUAAAAUCUCUUGAGACGCGAGUGAUGUAUCUUAAAUCCAAGAAAUUCACUGAUGAGGCUAUAGCUAUGAUUGUCAACAGAGCCCCCUACUUUUUGUGUUUUUCAACAGAAAGUGUAGACAGGAAGCUAGGUUAUUUCCAGAAGGAGUUCUGGCUGGCUGGAGAUGAAGUACGAACUGUAAUAACACGAUGUCCACAGUUGGUGACUCGCAAGAUUUCUAGAAUACAAGAGAAUAUGUAUGUGAUACAUAAUCAACUUGGCUUUUCAAAGCCAGCAAUGAAAGAAAUGAUAAUAAAGCAGCCCAAGUUGCUUCUUAAUGGAAAGAAUAAUUUGAUGAAUUCCUUUGAUUACAUACAUAAUGACAUGGGCAUACCUCACAGCAUGUUGGUUCAUUUUCCCGAAGUCUUAAGGACUCGAUUGUUCAUUAUUAAGGAGAGAGAUAUGUAUUUGAGGAAGAUUGGUCUUGCCCAAUAUGAUCCCAGCAAACCACACUACAUCUCCUUAAAGAAACUUGUAGAAGGACCAGAUAAAAUCUUCUGCCAACAAAUUGCGAAGACUUCUGUAGAAGAUUUUAAUAAUUUCUUAAAAACAAUGUAAAGCAUGGAACCAUUAUGAUCACGAUGUCAUUCUUUUCUUUGUUUUUCAUUUGUUUUUAUAACUGUCAACAUUUUAUUUCUUGAAUUAGAAAUAAUAAUAGAUAAUAAUACAAAUAUUUAUAAAAGUAUAUUAUACAUAAGCAAGCACUGAUACAUUGUUUCAUGAGUGCAGUACAAUAUGUUACUUCUGAAUGUACUGGCUUAAUAAGCUAUGUGUGUAUUUUGCAUAACACCAGUAUUUUAGUUGAAAAUUAAGGUUUUAUUUGUUUUUGCUGAUAGUACAGUAAGGGCCCGUUCGAGUGAAAAAAUAUCCGUGCGAUUUGCCAGUUAAUUCACCGGUACACACUUUCUAAAACCGCUCGGACACUAGUCUAAUUACCUUACCAUCUGGAUUAUCCACGACAAUUUUGACCACCAAAUUUGCUGGGUAGAAUGCCGUGUAUGGAAUGACCAUGGAGGCUUAAUUGUUUUUCCAAAUGUUUUGCCCACAGCCCAGCGCGAUAAGAUACGGCCCAGACGUGGUUGCAGCUCUCCUUUGCCUCCUUACACAUGCACGACAAAAUCUAAAUUUAUUAGCAUAGCUACGCAAUUGAUUUUUAGAUUUACCAUUAUUUGGAGAAAUAAACUUGAAUAAACUAGCCUACAUACAGAUUUUAAAGCAGCCAUUAUAAGUUAUUGAGCUACAUUAUCGUUCCACCGUGCUGCACUGUGUGUACGUGGGCCGCAAGGAGGUAUACCUCCUUGGUUAUAGCAGCAGUAGCAAGUAAACAAAGAAUGGGUUGACCAUGGGAUAAGUUGAAAUUUACUUCCGGAGUAGUUUCGUUACACGUAUUUACCGUGAGCUAAAACUUGCUCGAACGAUUGACCCCCCGCUGAGUGCUCAGCGCGAUUACCCGGUGAAAUAAACGGAAUACGGUUGGCGUUUUUUGCUCGAACGGGCCCUAAGUUAUAUAUGACAAAUUGUAUGGAAUAUUGUUAUUAAUAAAUUACAAAAUGUAAGCAUAUAUAUGCAUCAUUUAAAGUUAUUUUAAUGUUUUAACUGACUACUUAUUUUUUAAUCAUAUAUCCUGCAAUGUACCUAGAUAAAUUUAAAAUGUAAAGAAUAAAUUUGGCUUCAAUAAAAGUAUCAUAUGGAA
Messenger RNA from Anneissia japonica, 2523 nucleotides. RefSeq names its product transcription termination factor 3, mitochondrial-like. Gene Ontology annotation, cellular component: mitochondrion. Gene Ontology annotation, molecular function: double-stranded DNA binding. NCBI's taxonomy places the organism in Eukaryota, Metazoa, Echinodermata, Crinoidea, Comatulida, Comatulidae. The transcript has 6 exons. Bases 129 to 1388 code for a protein of 419 amino acids. Gene Ontology annotation, biological process: mitochondrial ribosome assembly; regulation of DNA-templated transcription. The record is from RefSeq and is a predicted model, not a curated record.